AUUGCUCGUCACCAGGCGAAAACUUGUUCGUGUGAUUUACUCGUAGAUGCUUUUGCGGGUGUUGGAGGAAAUACUAUACAGUUUGCGCGCACUUGUCAACUUGUUUUGUAAAUUUUUUAGCCAUUGAAAACUGUUUCCCACGAUUAUUAAUGCUCCAAAUUAAUGCACAAAUAUAUGGUGUUUUGUCAAACAUUAUGCUUGUUUGUGGAGACGUUGAAAAAAUUUUAAGUAGUUUAAGAAUUGUUCGAUUGUCGUCUACAAGUUUUACAACUGAUAAUGAUGAUACAAGCGUGCGAACUUUAGAAAAUCAAUGUGAAAGUGAUCACUUGAAAGUAACUUCUAUACGUUCACCUGAGAAUAACCGAAGUACAUUAUUAUCUGGAAAUAAUGAACAAUCUGCGGAUUUUUCGUCCGAAACAUCGAUUAAUAUAGAUGAUAAUAUUUUGAAAUCCGACUUCAAUCUAUCUGAACAUCAGAGUUCAUCAUCACAUUUAUUAGCUAAUACAGAGACCACAUUAGAAGUGAACCCAGAGUUGAAUGAAAAUGGAACUUUAGAGAAGCCAACUAAUUCUACAUUUAACUCACUUAUCGAUAUCAUAUUCAUGUCACCACCUUGGGGUGGUCCUGAUUACAUUGGGAACAUUUUUCCACCUGGCUCGUCUAGUUGGAAUCAACGUAAACGGAAACAUUGGUUAUAUGAUUUGAAAGAAAUGGAACCUAUAAAAAAUCUUGAAGAUAUUCUCUUUCUUAAUAAAGCAUUAAAUAUUUCAAGACAUAUUUGUAACAAAAUUUUAAUAUAUCUACCAAGAAAUUCGUCUAUUGGUCAGUUGAUUCAAAUGAGUUGGCCAAUAGGUGAUAACCAAGGGACUUGUGAAUAUAUUGCUGAUUGUUGUUCUUGUAAACAAUAUCUUAAUGUACAUAUUGAAACAUAUUGUUUACGUGGUAGACAAUUAGCUCUUGGUUUAUAUUUGGGAAGUUUUCCGUAUUUUGAGGAGAAUAUUGUAGUGUAAAAUAAACUUAUUUGAAUAA
Schistosoma curassoni is the source of this 1029-nucleotide messenger RNA. Lineage: Eukaryota; Metazoa; Platyhelminthes; Trematoda; Strigeidida; Schistosomatidae. The record is from the annotation of a GenBank genome assembly.